AUGGAUCACGCAGGCCGCUUUGCGUAUAAUGCCAGCCCAGCAGUGAGUGCCUUGGUGGAUGCAAUGGUUUCAGGAGUGCCGGAAACGCAAGACGCUUGCUCGACGAAUUCGGCCUCUCAGGUUGGAAAAACACCGAGUCAAGGACAAUCGCAAGAUGCGAGAAGUUGUACCCGCGGCCGUGGUUGUGACUGGACUGACGGAGAAACAAAAUUACUUUUGGACUAUUACGAACAAUACUUUGGACGAGUGGGGCCCAUGAAAAAAUUUCGGAAUAAAAAGGAAAUGUGGGCACACAUAGGUUUCAAGUUGAAAGAAACCCUUGGGGUGGUUAGGAAUGAAGUCCAGUGCUGCACACGUUACAAGACGGUAAUGAAAAGAAAAAAAACAGCAGUGGCCCAUAACAGCAAAUCGGGUAACUCCCCAACACCAGUGCCUUUCGAGGAUGAGGUUGAAAAAAUCCGCUGGCUUGAUGACAGCCUGGAGCCGGCGGAGCUACGCGACAGUCAUGGGGUUGUAUCAAAAAAGGCGAGACACAGCCCCCCCUCCUCAACAGCUUCGCUGUUCUCUGAAGGUGGUUCGGACAGCUUUGCUGAUGAACCUGCUAGUGUUGUGGAAGUGUCGCAGCCAAGUACAUCACAAGGCUCUGCCGUAGAAAAACGGUUGAAUGUCAAAACUUCACGAGUGUCAACCGCAAGAUCCCAAGAAGUCAAACUGUUCUUUGAAGAGAUGGAGCGCUUUCAAAAGUUAAAAGAAGAACAAAAAGCUGCUCGCGAAGAAGAAAGAAGGAGGCGCCAUGAAGAAAAGAAAGAAUACAGAGAAGAGCUGAGACAAGAAAAGGCUCAACGCCACGAACAGAAAAUGGAUCUACUCAAGCGCCUCUUGGGAUUACCCGAGGUUAACGAAUAGAACCCAUGCGUCGGAG
Molecule: messenger RNA, 922 nt
Organism: Dermacentor silvarum
Lineage: Eukaryota; Metazoa; Arthropoda; Arachnida; Ixodida; Ixodidae
Exons: 4
Coding region: 1-906 (301 amino acids)
Source: RefSeq, a predicted model, not a curated record